AUGAUGCUGUCGGGUGUGAUCAUCCGGAACUGUUCAUUUAGCUUCAGUAGCGCCUGCGAGACUCGUGCGAUCUUCCGGCGGUCGUCCACACUCAUGGGCGUGGCCGCGUGUUGCUGUCUCUUGGCCGUCAGCACCUCCACGCGUGUCUCCAUGCUGCUGGUCGUGUCGUCCCCUCCGAGCUCGGCCAUGCUUCUAGACACCCAAAUGUACCCAUUGGUGCCGAGAAUCACGUCAAUGCCGAUGCCUGGGAGUGUGGCCAUGUGCUGCUUCAUCCUCUUUACCAAUGGGGCCGCCACGGCCACGAACUGGCCGUUCUCGAGCUUGCCAUGA
Messenger RNA from Phytophthora infestans T30-4, 330 nucleotides. RefSeq lists its product as uncharacterized. The coding region runs from base 1 to 330 and encodes 109 amino acids. The record is from RefSeq and is a predicted model, not a curated record. The transcript is spliced from 2 exons. Lineage: Eukaryota; Oomycota; Peronosporomycetes; Peronosporales; Peronosporaceae.